CCAAAGUCUUCUGUCCUUCCUUCCCCACAUGUGAAGAGUCAUGUCAGACAAAGGAGGAGAGAAGGCGAGCCUGGUGAGGAAGGAGGGGGAGAGUCCAGCAGCACAGGCCAGUCAGAACAAAGGAGCUCCCUGUGUGCCAUGUUGCCACAAGGGUGAGUGAGGGAGGUGGGGGAGUGGGGGAGUGUUGGAGGUGGGGGAGAUACGGAGUGUGGGAGGUGCGGGAGAUACGGAGGUGAGGGAGGUGGGGGAGAGAGGAAGGUGGGGAAGACAAAGAUGUUAUCAGUCUUUCAUUCAGAUGUUACAGAUGUAUAGCACUUAUUACAAACACACGUGUCAGAGAGUAGGCUUUGUCCUAACAGUCUUAGAUUGCCUUGUCCUUGUCUCUAUUCCUUCAUGACUUCUGAUUUGAAAGGACUUGAUUAGUAACAUGAUAUGUUCAAUAUGACAAGCCACUAAUCUGAAAGGUAGGAAGGUAUGUAGGAGGGUUAGGACACAGCCCCUGGUCACCAGCAAGAGCAGAAAGAGACACACUGCCAUGGCAAAGUCACCUUCAUACCCAAUGCGCACGCACACACACACACACACACACACUCUCACACACGCCAGUCAUUUAUCCUAGCAGAGACACAGGGGACCCUGGUGACAUUAUAAAAGCUAGCAUAGUGCAGUGGUGAUAGUUGCUGACCAGCCAAACUCUGGUUUAGGCUUACUGUCGCUCAAUAGCACAUAGUAGAGCGAGUGCUGUGGUAUAUAUACUGUGAUUGCUAUAUGGCAUACAUCUUCUUCCACUUCACGCUAACAGUUUCAUACCCAGGCAGCUAGCUACUAACAAUGCUGACUUAGGCAAAAGAAGUGGCAGGAUUUUAAAGGCACAGUUCACCUCAAAAUCAAACACACUUUAAUCUUACCAUGGCCCCAUUCAGGCUGUGCCUAAUAUGGUGCCAUGUGGUUUCCUAUUUAGAGAGAUGAUUACCUGGUAUACCAGUGGUCAAUACCAUUAAGUUAAACCAUGCUAGCUAGCGGUUCGAUAAUGGACUGAGUUAAACUAAUUGGCUGGGCUUGAGUGGAGAUGUAUGGGGUAGCGAGAGGCAAUUUAUCACAGGCCCAGUAGACCAGACCAGGCAGGGCUAGUGUAGCUGGCCUGGCCGUCAGUACUUGACAGUACAUUGGCUUUACAAAGCACGCCUUAAUAAAGGCUUCAACAAAACUUUGGAUACUACUUUAGUAUGAAGCAAUGUAUUGACCAUUCAUACUAAAUAGCCUAGUAUGCUAGUGUGGAUAUUAUUUAGGACACAGUCAAGGAAUGUACGAGGGACUUACCAAGGGUAAGGCAUUAGUUGGCCUGUAGAUCCUCUAGUUAGUAGAUGCUGUGUGGUGUGUAUGUUGGUGUGUGUUUUGCUUCUGUUGAAAACCUUUCUAGAGCAGUGUGUGGUGUGUGUGUGUGACUGUGAACGCAUAGAUAGAUGCUCGGUGGACACUGUGUGUAGGCCUAGAUGCUGUGUGUGUUUGCUUCAGUGCAAUGCCACUUCACUAGAACACAGCAGUGUUCUGUGUGAAGUCAUAGGUAGGUGCUGUGUUGGACCUUUUCUGCAUAGAAUGAAUGUGAUGUUUUGCUUGUGUGCUGGAGGUUGCGCUCCAUUUGUACAGCCUUUUGCCUCCUGUGAGUCAGAGAAGUGAUGUUGUAGUAUCAGAGAUACACCCAAACCUGUCUAUCUCUCUCCACAGUCGCCAUGGCUGUUCCUCCUGCAUACUCAGACCUGGGAAAAGCCGCCAAAGACAUCUUCAGCAAGGGCUAUGGUAAGUCAGUAAAUCCCCCUGCUCCCCCCCCCCCCCCCCCCCCCCCCCCCCCCCCCCCACCACCACCACACGCAAGGAGAAAGGGAGGACACAAUUACAUAUUUCAUGUGUCUGUAAGCUCUUAGGCUCUCUCUCUCUCUCUCUCUCUCUCUCUCUCUCUGAGACAUAAACCUCAGCUGGUCAUGAAGGACUCUGUGACCUCUAACCUUAUUUACGACCCCAGGGGUCAGCGGAUGGGGGCUGGGACUCAGUGUGUGUGUGUUUUUAGACUUGUUUCAUGCUCAUCUAUAGUGAGUCAAACAGUGCCUCUUGUCAUCUUUGUUUCAUACCAUUAGAUCUACUUUUCUGCAAAUGUUCUUGUUUCACAACUAUAAAGCUUUAAAGCUUGGAUGACCCUCAAUGAAAACCGUCAUGUAAAUGAUGUAUACAAUAACGAAGGGCUACAGAGAAGUAUCCCAAAUCAAAAUGUGGUCUGCUCCUCUAUUUUGUAUGAAUAGAGACAUGAUUUUUCUCUUCCUUCUCCUCUUUCUCUUUUCACCUCCAGGCUUUGGAAUCGUGAAACUGGACCUAAAGACCAAGGCCCAGAGUGGAGUUGUAAGUACAAUCUCUCUCUCUGUCUCUGUCUCUCUCUCUCUCUCUCUCUCUCUCUCUGUCUCUCUCUCUCUCUCAUUUCAAUUUAAGGGCUUUAUUGGCAUGGGAAACACAUGUUAACAUUGCCAAAGCACGUGAAGUAGAUAGUAAACAAAAGUGAAAAAAACUAUCAAUAUUAACAGUAAACAUUACACUCAGAAGUUCCAAAAGAAAAUACAUUUCAAAUGUCAUAUUAUGUCUAUAUACAUUGUUGUAACAAUGUGCAAAUAGUUCAAGUACAAAUGGGAAAAUAAAUAAACAUAAAUAUGGGUUGUAUUUACAAUGGUGUUUGUUCUUCACUGGUUGCCCUUUUCUUGUGGCAACAGGUCACAAAUCUUGCUGCUGUGAUUGCACACUGUGGUUUUUCACCCAGUAGAUAAGGGAGUUUAUCAAAAUUGGGUUUGUUUUCGAAUUCUUUGUGGAUCUCUGUAAUCUGAAGGAAAUAUGUGUCUCUAAUAUGGUCAUACAUUUGGCAGGAGGUUAGGAAGUGCAGCUCAGUUUACACCUCCAUUUUGUGGGCAGUGUGCACAUAGCCUGUCUUCUCUUGAGAGCCAGGUCUGCCUACGGCGGCCUUUCUCAAUAGCAAGGCUAUGCUCACUGAGUCUGUACAUAGUCAAAGUUUUCCUUAAUUUUGGGUCAGUCACAGUGGUCAGGUAUUCUGCCACUGUGUACUCUCUGUUUAGGGCCAAAUAGCAUUCUAGUUUGCUCUGUUUUUUUGUUAAUUCUUUCCAAUGUGUCAAGUAAUUCUCUUUUUGUUUUCUCAUGAUUUGGUUGGGUCUAAUUGUGUUGUUGUUGUUGUCCUGGGGCUCUGUGGGGUCUGUCUGUGUUUGUGAACAGAGCCCCAGGACCAGCUUACUUAGGGGACUCUUCUCCAAGUUCAUCUCUCUGUAGGUGAUGACUUUAUUAUGGAAUGUUUGGGAAUCGCUUCCUUUUAAGUGGUUAUAGAAUUUAACGGCUAUUUUCUGGACUUUGAUAAUUAGCGGGUAUCGGCCUAAUUCUGCUCUGCAUGCAUUAUUCUGUGUUUUUCAUUGUACACAGAGGAUAUUUUUGCAGAAUUCUGCAUGCAGUCUCAAUUUGGUGUUUGUCCCAUUUUGUGAAUUCUUGGUUGGUGAGCGGACCACAGACCUCACAACCAUAAAGGGCAAUGGGUUCUAUAACUGAUUGAAGUAUUUUUAGCCAGAUCCUAAUUGGUAUGUCAAAUGUUAUGUUCCUUUUGAUGGCAUAGAAGGCCCUUCUUGCCUUGUCUCUCAGAUCGUUCACAGCUUUGUGUAAGUUACCUGUGGCGCUGAUGUUUAGGCCGAGGUAUGUGUAGUUUUUUGUGUGUUCUAGGGCAACGGUGUCUAGAUGGAAUUUGUAUUUCUGGUCCUGGCAACUAGACCUUUUUUGGAACACCAUUAUUUUUGUCUUACUGAGAUUUACUGUCAGGGCCCAGGUCUGACAGAAUCUGUGCAGAAGAUCUAGGUGCUGCUGUAGGCCCUCCUUGGUUGGUGACAGAAGCACCAGAUCAUCAGCAAACAGUAGACAUUUUACUUCAGAUUCUAGUAGGGUGAGGCCGGGUGCGGCAGACUGUUCUAGUGCCCUCGCCAAUUCGUUUAUAUAUAUGUUGAAGAGGGUGCGGCUUAAACUGCAUUCCUGUCUCACCCCACGGCCCUGUGGAAACCGCACGCUUGUUGUUUGUGUACAUGGAUUUUAUAAUGUUGUAUGUUUUUCCCCCAACCCCACUUUCCAUUAAUUGGUAUAGCAGACCCUCAUGCUAAAUUGAGUCAAACGCUUUUUUGAAAUCAACAAAGCAUGAGAAGACUUUGCCUUUGUUUUGGUUUGUUUGUUUGUCAAUUAGGGUAUGCAGGGUGAAUACAUCGUCUGUCGUAUGGUAAUUUGGUAAAACGCCAAUUUGACAUUUGCUCAGUACAUUGUUUUCACUGAGGAAAUGAACUCUCUCUCUCCCCUCCUCCUCCUCCUCCCCCUCCUCUGUUUUAUACGCUAUACCAUAUGUUUCUUAGAGCUUGGUGCAUACAACCUUCCCACAACAUUCUGGGAAUGGUGCAGGAUACCCAGCUAGCACAUAACGUUCUGAGAACCAAAUGUUUCUUAGGAGGGAAUUUCAGAACUUCAGCAUAACAUUUUCUGCAGGUUUCCUCAUGGUUCUAUUUAAAGUCAUGUUCUCAGAACAUUAAGAAAACUUUCCAUAAAAACCACAAGAAAACAUUAGUAACGUUCAAAGAAUGUUCAAAGAAUGUUAUUUAAAAACAUAUACAUUCUGUUCUCAGCGUCAACAAAACUCUUUCUAUCUUCUAUCUUGUGUGUUCAGGUGUGUUGGCCGUGCCCACUAAUUGGCCACUCCUGAUCUUAAUGGUGUUUGUUUCCUUUGAAUUUGGGUCUGUUUGAAUAGACUAAAAUGAACAGCUUUGUAUGAGUAAAAAAAAACAUGGCAUGCUAGCUCCAUCCUGGUGGCGCAGAGGACUAAUUCCAUGGAUAGAGAACAGAAGAUCAUAGGUUCUCAGAACGUUAUUUAAUUACUGUAAAAUAACCUAUUAAUCCGUUAAUAAAACUUCCCAGGAACACUUUCAGGGAACCAUAUUAAAACAUUCUCAGAACGUCCCUGCAACCUAAAAAUGAACGUUCCCAGAACAGACAACAUUUUCACUUCCGUUCUCAGAAUGUUUAAAAAACGUUCCCAGAACUAAUGGGAAACCAAAAACCCACAACUUCCCUAGCUGGGAGUAGACUCCUCUGCCUACAGUAUUUAGACCCCUUGACUUUUUCCACAUUUUGUUACGUUACAGCCUUAUUCUAAAAUUUAUUAAAUAAAUAAAAAUCAUUGAUUUGAUUUGACAAUAUCCCAUAAUGUCAAAGAGAAAACAGGUUUUUAGAAUUUUUUGCAAAUGUAUUACAAAUAAAAAACUGAAAAAUUACAUUGACAUAAGUAUUCAGACCCUUUGCUAUGAGACUCGAAAUUGAGCUCAGGUACAUUCUGUUUCUGUUGAUCAUCCUUGAGAUGUUUCUACAACUUGAUUGGAGUCCACCUGUGGUAAAUUCAAUUGAUUGGACAUGAUUUGGAAAGGUACACACAUCUAUAUUGUAAGUCGCUCUGGAUAAGAGCGUCUGCUAAAUGACUAAAAUGUAAUGUAAAAUGUAUAUAAGGUCCCACAGUUGGCAGUGCAUGUCAGAGCAAGAACCAAGCCAUGAGGUCGAAGGAAUGGUCCGUAGACCUCCGAGACAAGAUUGUGUCGAGGCACAGAUCUGGGGAAGGGUACCAACAAAAUUCUGCAGCAUUGAAGAUCCCCAAGAGCACAGUGGCCUCCAUCAUUCUUAAAUGGAAGAAGUUUGGAAUCACCAAGACUCUUCCUAGAGCUGGCUGCCUGGCCAAACUGAGCAAUCGGGGGAGAAGGGCCUUGGUCAGGGAGGUGACCAAGAACCUGAUGGUCACUCUGACAGAGUUCUAGAGUUCCUCUGUGGAGAUGGGAGAACCUUCCAGAAGGACAACCAUCUCUGCAGAACUCCAUCAAUCAGGCCUUUAUGGUAGAGUGGCCAGACGGAAGCCACUCCUCAGUAAAAGGCACAUGGCAGCCCGCUUGGAGUUUGCCAAAAGGCACCUAAAGACUCUCAGACCAUGAGAAACAAAAUUCUCUGAUCUGAUGAAACCAAGAUUUAACUCUUUGGCCUGAAUGCCAAGCCUGGAGGAAAUCUGGCACCAUCCCUACGAUGAAGCAUGGGGGUGGAAGCAUCAUGCUGUGGGGAUGUUUUUCAGGGGCAGGGACUGGGAGACUAGUCAGGACGAGUGAAAGAUGAACAGAGCAAAGUACAGAGCGAUCCUUGAUGAAAACCUGCUCCAGAGCGGACUGGGGCGAAGGUUCACCUUCAAACAGGACAACGACCCUAAGCACACAGCCAAAACAACGCAGGAGUGGCGUCGGGACAAGUCUCUGAAUGUCCUUGAGUGGCCCAGCCAGAGCCCAGACUUGAACCCGAUCUAACAUCUCUGGAGAGACCUGAAAAUAGCUGUGCAGCAACACUCCCCAUCGAACCUGACAGAGCUUGAGAGGAUCUGCAGAGAGGAAUGGGAGAAACUCCCCAAAUACAGGUGUGCCAAGCUUGUAGCGACUCAAGGCUGUAAUCGCUGCCAAAGAUGCUUCAACAAAGUACUGAGUAAAGGGUCUGAAUACUUGUGUAAAUGUGAUUUUUCAGUUUGUUAUUUUUAAUACAUUUGCGAAAAAAUAAAUAACUUUUUGCUUUGUCAUUAUGGGCUAUUGUUUGUAGAUUGAUUCCAUUUUUUUUAUUUUUUUUGGAUCCAUUUUAGAAUAAGGCUAUAAAGUAACAAAAUGUGGAAAAAGUCAAGGGGUCUGAAUACUUUCCGAAUGCACUGUAUUUAUCUGGAAUUGUCCUGCAACACUCAGUGAUCAGAUGUGUAAUAUUUGAGAAAUACUAACACACACGUUCACAUUACAUUGUGGUGCUGGGAAUGAAAUAAACCACGUUUUUCAAAUCAUUUGUCACAGAUGUGUAACAUUCACAUUUAGGCCACUCUCGAACAGUGUCCCAUGCAUUAGUCUGUGUGUAUGUGUGUGUGUGUUUGUGUAGUCUAGCCUUAUAAGCUGCAUGUCUAGACCCUAACCUCAGGGCUGAACAGUAAAAAUGUAAAAUGUAACAGGAAAGUCAAAAUGGCUGACUCACUGUCUGCUGGCAGUGUGUGUGUGUGUGUGUGUGUGUCUGCCAGAGAGUCUAACAGGCUGUCUAACCCAGUCAGCUUGGCACGUCACUGUCUGACUACAAUCUACCUCUACGUUAGAACAAAAUGGAUACCGCUCAUAGCAUUGCUGCUUCCUAAAAACUGUGCAUUAUCUUCUCUUAAAAGGUGUUAGGGGCAACAAUACUGUGUGCAGGAUUAUGUUGUUUUUUGUCAUUAUCUUCAUCUUCAUCUUGUUUCGGCCUGUACACAUUUUGGAUAUGGUCGAUUCCAGAGUUAUGGACAUUACAUUUGCAAGCAAAAUCACAACUUUAAUGUCUCACAGAAUGGACAAACAAAUUAUAAAUGUUGAUGUGUAUGUUUAUAUUACCCCUUGGGGGGAGUGUAUAGCCCCCAGCGAACUUUUAAAUAUUGUCAUGUUGGAGAAAUAAAGCAAAUAAGAGGCUUUAUGGAUUCUACAUGGAAUGGACAAGCAUUAUGGGGAGACGGAACAUAAUAGCAAAAGUCUGUGAGGUUGUAAGUCAGGUCAAAACAUGGAUAGCCAUUUCGAAGGAAAGGCUUGGCUGAACACAAAAACGAUAAUUUUGAAAAUAUUGUAAUUUCCUUAUUACUUUAGAGAGGAAAAAACGACUUAUGUAUGGUACAGUGGGAGGGCCCUCCAUUAUGAUGUUCGCUCCUGAAAGUGGCGCAGUGGUCUAAGGCACUAGCAAUCGCAGUGCUAACUGUGUCACUAGAGACCUGGUUCGAAUCCAGGCUCUUUCGCAGCCGGCCGCGACCAGGGAGACUCAUGGGCGCGCGUGCGCACAAUUGGCCCCAGCGUCGUCCAGGUAGGGAGGAAUGCCGGCAGGAUGUAGCUCUUUGAUAGAGCAUGGCGUUUGCAACGCCAGGGUUGUGGGUUCGACGCCAGGUUGUGGGUUCGAUUCCCACGGGGGGCCAGUAUAACAAAAAUAUGUAUUCCACUAACUUAAGUCCGCUCUGGAUAAGAAAGAGCGUCUGCUAAAUUUCUAAAUGUAAAUUAAAUGUAUGUUACAGGUCUGAAAUAGACAUUCAAAUCUCAAAGAUUUUCAUUAUCACAUCUAUCAUAAUUUGUUGUCAUUUGGAUUGUUUUUAAAAGGACAGCAGAAGGCACCGUACUUUAGCAUUGCAUAAUUACAGGUAGCCUGAAUAGUAUACAAGGCCAGUCACUACACCCUAACAUUGUUUGUUCUCCACUUUAUAUAUAUCAAAAGUAACCUUUACCAAUUGAAUGAAGACAUAAAUAUAAGAUUAUUUUGUAUUACAACUUUUCAGAAAUAUGCAAAUUAGACAAUAUACAUGUUCCUAUACUGCCAAUCCACCUUUAUGGACACUGGAUAAAGUCGUUAUAUUUUGGGGGGAUUUCAUUUGAAGAAGAAAAAAAACACUCCAGGACUAUUCACAGAUGUUGAAAAACACUCUUUAUCAUCAUUCUAUCUAAAACACUGUACUGCCAUGGGUGAGAAAUGCAUUUCAGCAUAUAUUUUCAGAGAGAAUCUUAGCUAGAACACAUAUUUUUCAAGAUAAAGAAUUGCUUCAGUAAAAGUCUGAAGAAUACAUCCCAGAACAAGCACACAAAAUGUGGUGAAUGCACAAUCUUCUGAAGCUAAGAUAUGAUACAUCAAUAUCCAUCACAUCCACAACCGCAAUGGAUGUUACGGAUAUCAUAAUGCUGAAAAAGGAUACUGACAAUGAAAAGAGAGAAACCAAUUAUAGACCAUAUACAACCUUGAAAGUUAUCUUUACAGAGAAAGUUUCAAGAUGAUCCGAUGUAAGGUGCAUGUUUUACUAAAACAUUUCCUUAAAACGUUAUGGAUGUUACAUUGUCUGUGCCAUUCACACCCCUAUCUUUACAAGACUGUAGAACAAAACACACAACUCAAGACACUUCAAUUUGGUCUAUAGUGCUUCAUUAACAUAUCAUCUUCACAACUAAUACUGGGGGACAGCUGUGAGUGGAAAAACAAGCUACUGAGCUCUUUCUAAAAGCCAUGAAAUAUGAUUGACUGAAAAGCCUUUUUUGAGACUUGGCCACCUAUGCUGUAAAUGGUCAAAAUUAAACUUUUCAAAUAAAGCCUGAACUCCAACAAGACCUUAAGCAUAAUUAUGAACGUGGUUUCAUUUGGAAAUGACUGACUUUAUUUUGGCAUGCUCAGGUUGACCUUCCCACGGAAUUGCCCAUAUCAUACAGUAUAUCACCCAUUUGGAUAACUAAUCUACCUCUCCCUGCGACUGAAUUGAAUCACAAAGAUUUCAUGAAAUACACUUUACUUGGACUUAAUAUUUUCCCCCAAAAGUCAACCGUAUCCUGUAAAUUAGAGGAAUCUCUAUAUCUCUGAUUCACAGUUCAAACAAGCUGGUGCAGCUUUGGUGUCUCUGGUACAUACAGUAUGUUAAUUAGAAUCUUAUUUUCUGAAGGAGUGGAAAAGUGAUUAAUGUGAAUAUCUGUAUGGUUCUGACCUAACUAUAUCUUCCUCUCUCUUUCUCUGCCUUUUUUCUGCUUCCUCUCUGGACUUCAUUGUCAGAUGGUAAGGGUGUGUGUGUAUGUGGAGCAGGCUUUUCUUGCAGCAGUGUCCCAUCUGAUUGAUUGAUACCAUUCCCUUUGCACUGCUAAGGCCAUAAUGACAUUAACUCCUAUCCCCGGACACACCUUUAGACUGGUCUAACUGGCCCGGUUACUGGUCUACAGGUUACUGGUCUGCCAGUGACCAGAUGACUGGCUUGGGCAUCUACCACUACUCAAAACGGUAGCUGCUGACUACAUUCAGUCAUGCAAACCUGAGAGGAAUUGCUUGGCAGAGAUGUGGUAGGGGUACUUAUCUCUUUCCCUGUCUCUUUCUCUUUAUCUCUGUAUCCCCCGUCUCUUUCUCUCAUCAGUGAGGAGUGUGCUCAGCUCUCUUUAACACUUCCCCUUAUUUUCUCUUUUCCAUUUUCUCUCCCUUGCUCCAGUUUCUUCUGCUGUGCUCUCUUACUUUUUGCAAUUAACCAUCCAUAAUUUCCCUCCUUCUUUAACUCCCCUCUCUCCCUCCUCCUAACCUUCCACUCUCCUUCCAUCUCUCAGGAGUUUGCGACCUCAGGCUCCAGUAACACUGACACAGGGAAGGCAGCAGGUAACCUGGAGACCAAAUAUAAGGUGAAGGAGCUGGGCCUGAGCUUCAACCAGAAAUGGAACACAGACAACACCCUGACCACCGAGGUCUCUAUGGAGGACCAGGUGAGUUUGAAACCAGUUUAGCCCAAAAUCAGGUUACACCGCACCAAACCAGCUCCUGACAGCACUUAAUGUUAACUCAUUGAACACCAGUAUGUAAAUGCAUCCAAUAGACUAUGAACAUUAAACCCAGAGUUUAGUCAGUAAUAUUAUUACCCUUAUUGUUCUCAUUGUUCUGUGUCUGCUGUUCACCAAUAUCUAAUUACAGGAGGCUGCUGAGGGGUGGAUGGCUCAUAAUAAUAGCCGGAACGGCGCAAAUGGAAUGGCAUCAAACACCUGGAAACCAUGUGUUUUAUGUAUUUGAUACCAUUCCACAAAUUCCGCUCCAGACAUUACCAUGAGCCCAUCCUCCCCAAUUAAGGUGUCACCAACCUCCUGUGUAUGUAAUGUAUCUCCUUCUCUGUCCUGUGUUUCUGUAGUUGGCUAAGGGCUUGAAGCUGGCUCUGGACACAUCAUUUGUGCCCAACACUGGGUAAGCUAAUCACUCACUGGUCAAUUUUUACCUCCCUCCAUAUGCCUUAGUAGUGCACAUGAACAUGAAGGAUUUUGAAAUAAACAGCACCAGUAAAGGCAGUAAAACGGUCACUUGGGCAGUUUUUUUCAUCCGUUGUCAAAUUGGGGCCCAUAAUGUCACAGUAAUCCUGACACCCUCUCUACUUUCCUCCUGUCCCCUUCCCCUCUGUCUGCAGUAAGAAGAGUGCCAAGCUGAAGACUGGUUACAAGCGGGACUUCAUCAACCUGGGCUGUGACCUGGUCUUUGACAUGGCCGGCCCCACGGUCCACGCUGCUGCCGUGCUGGGCUAUGAGGGCUGGCUGGCUGGGUACCAGAUGGCCUUCGACACAGCCAAGUCCAAACUGUCCCAGAACAACUUUGCCCUGGGAUACAAGGCUGGGGACUUCCAGCUCCACACCAAUGUGUGAGUACCACUACACCUAACCCUAACCACUGUCCAGAAGAGUUUGCUUUGUGUUUGCGCAGAGUUGCUUUCUCCAUGCGUAUUUAUUUUUGUCAUGAUCCACCAGAAGUUGAUUUAAGAGCUAUGUAGCACCUUACUGAUUAAGCCCAUGGUGUUUUGUCCUCUCAGUAACGACGGUACAGAGUUUGGUGGCUCCAUCUACCAGAAGGUGAACUGCCACCUGGAGACAGCCAUCAACCUGGCCUGGACGGCCGGCAGCAACAACACACGCUUCGGCAUCGGAGCCAAAUACCAGCUGGACAAGGACGCUUCCCUGUCUGUGGGUUCCACAACCACACAUACAUAACCACACAGAACCACAUACAAAUCAAAUCAAAUCAAAUCAAAUUGUAUUGGUCACAUGCGCCGAAUACAACAGGUGCAGACAUUACAGUGAAAUGCUUACUUACAGCCCAGUCCAUAGUGCCAGAAACAGAACCACACAACCAUCCAAAUACAUGGUUGUCUCACCUCUCUGUGUCUGUCUGUCUCCUCCUGCAGGCCAAAGUCAACAACGCCAGUCUGAUUGGAGUUGGCUACACACAGGCCCUCCGGCCAGGUAACUCAAACUGACCUUUACACCAGAUACCUAGCUGCAUCUGUCUAUAUCUACACACCUUGCCUAUUAGUACCACAGGAGUUGGGUAGAAGAAAGGAAGAGGUGAUAUCUAUGCUCUAUACAUGAAAGGAGCAGUACUUUGUGUGUUAAGACUGGUGUCUCUCUCUGUAGGAGUGAAGCUGACUCUCUCAGCUCUGAUCGAUGGGAAGAACUUCAACACAGGCGGUCACAAGGUUGGCAUGGGCUUUGAGCUGGAGGCAUAAGGAUGGAGGGAAGAGGAGAAGAGGGGGAAGGGUGAAGGAAGGGAAAGAUCCCGGAUCUGACAAAACCUCAAUGAUACCUG
This is a messenger RNA of Coregonus sp. 'balchen', 12195 nucleotides long. Lineage: Eukaryota; Metazoa; Chordata; Actinopteri; Salmoniformes; Salmonidae. The record is from the annotation of a GenBank genome assembly.